Molecule: messenger RNA, 859 nt
Organism: Alligator sinensis (Chinese alligator)
Lineage: Eukaryota; Metazoa; Chordata; Crocodylia; Alligatoridae
Product: zinc finger protein 777-like
Exons: 2
Coding region: 281-859 (192 amino acids)
Source: RefSeq, a predicted model, not a curated record
ACUACCUGAUUGAAAAGGACCAUCCUCUUCCCCCUGCUAUGCCUUCCCUUUCAGCCUAAAUGUCCGUCCUCCCUUGUCCUUCAAGUCCUUUGUAUAAUCCUUGAGUUCAUUGGCUUCAUUCCCCAAAUUUCAGUUGCUUAUUCUGCAUCCAGUACCAGUGGAUAAACUCUCUUUAACCGCUGCCCAAACAGGGUAUCAAGGCCCUGCCCCUGACUUAAUCUGCUGCAUCCAUCGAGGACAGGUGGAGCUCUGGGUCCGUGAUGAUGAGGAUCGUGGGGAAAUGCAGAAGUCAGAGGACGUGCUGCCAGGACAUGCGUGGUUGCUGAGCAGAACUGAGGAGCAGGCUCCUGAGGAAGGGCCUGGAAAGCUGGAGCCACCAUGGGCUUCCCUGGGGAGUAUGGGCGAGGUGUAUUCCCUGAGCCCAGAGAAGGACCAAUGGCACAAGGGUCAGGGGAUGCCCCCAAAGCAGGAGACUGUAGCAGUGAACAUGCUCCCAUCUCUAGUUGGGCAUUGGAGUGAAGAGGGGAAAGAAGCCCUCUUUGUGGUGCUGAGACAGCUGAAGAGGCAGAAAGCAAAAGUGUACUGGAGAGAGAGACUGCAUUUAAACCAAGGCAGUGUGGGGGGCCUCAGAGGGAAGCAGGAGCUCACUGCCAAGCCCAGGGGGAGAGCUCACUCCUGCUCUCAGUGCAGGAAAAGCUUUAGUUUCCCCUCGCGCCUGGCUCUGCACAAGAUAAGGCACGCUGGGGAGAAGCCCCAUGUACGCGCCACGUGUGGGAAGAGCUUCUCCUGCCUCUUGCCCCUGGCUGCUCACCAUCCGCCCCUGGACCCACCAGUGCUGUGGGAUACAGCAGCCCUUUGA